UCUAGAUCUAGUAGCCUAAAAGUGAUUUAAAAAAGUGUCUACUGUGCAUGCCAACUAGUCUAGAUAUAUCUAUCUAGUCUAGACCUAUUUUCUAAAAUAUUUCUUCAGUUAACCACGGUCGGUAGGCCUAUCUUAGUGGAGCCUACUUUUAGUACUUCUACUGAUAAAGAAUCAUCAUUUUGGAUUGAACCUCUUUAGUAUUGAAAACCAUUUACAUCAGCAGGUUAAAGGUAAAUUUAGGGUAAAAAGUGUAAAAAAGUGUAAAAAAAAAAAAGUGUAAACAACCAAGGCCUUUUAUAAAAUGGAGCAAGUAAUAUUAAAAGGCACAGAUUUGAAAGUUUCACAAUUUUGUCUUGGUACUUGGAAUUUCAAUGAUGGAAAAGGAGACAGUCAGUGGCCAGCACAAGCAUCAGAGGUGUCAAAAGCCAUUGUGGACAAAUGUCUAGAGUUGGGUAUAAACUUUUUUGACACUGCAGAGGGAUACUCAAACUCUGAGAAAGUUUUAGGUAGAGCUCUGCUAGGAAGAAGACAGGAUGCUGUGAUUUCAACCAAAUAUGGUUUUCGUCAGGGCGCAGAUACCCCUCCUUAUUCAGCACAAGAAAUAGAUGAUGCAAUCACUAAAGCAUUACAAAAUCUUCAAACUACAUACAUUGAUAUCAUUCAGAUGCACUUUCCCACCUAUGUGAAAGAUGCUAAGGAAACUAUUCAGGAACUAGAGAGACAAAAGGCUCUUGGUAGAAUCCGUUACUAUGGGAUGUCAAAUUUUGGACCUCAGAAAAUAAAAGACUUUAUAGAAGCAGGUGGUAAGCCUGUUGUUAACCAAGUUGGCUAUAAUUUACUGUGGCGCUCACCAGAACAGGGUGUGAUUCCUGAAUGUCUAAAACAUGGUGUUGAUGUUUUAGCCUACUCCCCUCUCCAGCAGGGCCUACUCACAGGCAAAUAUGCUCAACUCUCUGAUGUUCCAGAGGGGAGAAGAAGAGGGAAGCUCUUCAGUAAAGAUUCUACACCAUUAUCAAGACAUGGGCAAGAUGGAGCAGAAGAGGAAGUAGAUCAAGCUCUGAAAAAAAUCCAUGAGAUCUGCAAAACUGCAGGAGUGGAGAUGUCUAAAGCUGCUCUGUCCUGGAUUCUCCAACAGGAGGGGGUUGCUGUUGUCAUAGCUGGGGCCAGCUCUCCCGAACAAGUUGAGCAAAACAGUCAAGUUAUAAAACUAAAUAACGAUGUAGUUCGUCAGCUGACUGAGGCUACAGAGGACGUCAAGGCUAAAAUAGGAUUAACAUUGGAUCAGUGGUCUGCUGUGGACAGGUGCCAAUGAUAUCCAUAUAAACACAAUGUCAUUUGCUGACAGUGGGGUAAACAUGUUAGUUCUGGUAAACUGUUGCUUACAUGUCUUACAUGUCUUUGAUGUUUAAAAAGGGAAUUACAUCAAAAUAUAAUGUGGUUUAUUUACAUGUUUGUUGAAUGGGGUAAACAAACUUAUAUUAUUUACUGUUAUUUACAUGUGUUCAUGAAAUGUUUAUGCUAAUGUUUAAAAAGUAAAUAAAGAUAUAUACUACC
Physella acuta is the source of this 1554-nucleotide messenger RNA. Its product is annotated as 1-deoxyxylulose-5-phosphate synthase YajO. The record is from RefSeq and is a predicted model, not a curated record. Gene Ontology annotation, molecular function: oxidoreductase activity. Lineage: Eukaryota; Metazoa; Mollusca; Gastropoda; Physidae.